GAUUUCUCCAUUGCUGUCUGCCGUCUCACUAGUCUGGCUCCUUGUACAUAGCUCGUCUGUCACGUCAUACCCCUUCCGUUCACUGUGUCUGCGAAUCACGGUCAUUUUCGUCUGUCUUCAAAGUAAUUAGUUGCAACUUGUUGGAAUUGGUUGUGUCAUGUCUACAAAGAAACACUCGCCAAGGCGCAGGAAGACACCAUUGCAAGAUAGUCAGAGUUGCCCACCUAGCAAAAGAGGGAGGCAGGUUGUCACCUGCGCUAAUUGUAGGAAAUCCAAGCGACCGUGCGAUGGCAGGCAACCCUGCCGCACUUGUCAGGAGCAUAAUACAGUUAUGGAGUGCACCUGCGACACGCGAGAUCUCAAUAAACGACCCCUAGAGGAAUACCCGGAGAUACAGGCGGGACUUGGGAGGAUUGGAGAACUGGAAGUAUCCGUCAAGAUUAUCGCUGGACAACCAGUCAGUGAUGAGAUGUUGCGCUGUGCGGCCCAGAGCUGGCAUUCCCCUCCCACAGCAGAGCUGGUGCAACGUCUAUCGGACCUCUCUAUCCAAAUGUUAUCCCCGUAUAAUUCUGAGAUUCUAUCGUCUAUUCAAAAGAUGUCCGCUAAUGCCGAGCUACACGACAAAAUUAGAAGUCUCAGACAAGUAUGCAAGGAUGGAGGCAACGCGUUCAAGAUUGCCACCGACGCAUUCCCGAAGAACACCGUCUUUGCGCCUCCUCACGAUCCUGAAGAAGACAGCGAUCCUACGGCCGGCGACGAGUUUGAAUCGUGUUAUCCCACGUCGUACCCGGAACGUGAAGAAGCCCCAACCUAUUCACUCAACGUUCGGAGUCCAUUUCACAACCAGAGUUUGUCAACUGGCGUUCCCAUCCCUCCCCCUAUGAUUCUGGCUUCCAACAAUAUUCCUACCCUGUCACCGGAUGGUACAUCCAUCUCCGCAUAUGAACCGGAAACCCCUCUCCUUCCUCACCUGUUCCAUCUUUUCGGCAAUAUGGAUGACAUGCCGUUCAACUCAAGUGAACAAACUUUCCGAUACAAACCUCGUGUUGAUAUGCCCGUUUUUUAACUGAUCUCAAUCGGACUUACGACUUACGACGACACGAUUUCUGCGGUUUUGCAGUCUGAUGGAUGUCUUCGACGAGACCAUCUGGAUGCCCCAUAACCGUACCGUGGGCAGUGGCAAAGCCCCCUUCUUUCACCAUGUCUCUUUUUUCUGUUUUCCCGACAUAUGGAGCAGUACUCACCCAUGCUUGGUUCUUCGACGUCUUGGUUAAAUGGCUGGAAGGAUGCACGAUCACGCGUUGAUGUUUAUCUCAAUCACUUUGCAUAUUGGGUUUCUCUCUGGUGAUAUUCCUUCAUAUUCCAUUCAUUUACGUGAGGUGCGGUGUUAAGUUGCUGCCUUCAGCUGUCUUCACUUCAGAUGCACUCUUCCCUCUUUUGCUUCAAUAUCUUGUUGGCUGCUUGA
Messenger RNA from Dacryopinax primogenitus, 1465 nucleotides. RefSeq lists its product as uncharacterized. Gene Ontology annotation, molecular function: DNA-binding transcription factor activity, RNA polymerase II-specific; zinc ion binding. Bases 158 to 1066 code for a protein of 302 amino acids. The record is from RefSeq and is a predicted model, not a curated record. The transcript has 7 exons. Gene Ontology annotation, biological process: regulation of DNA-templated transcription. Lineage: Eukaryota; Fungi; Basidiomycota; Dacrymycetes; Dacrymycetales; Dacrymycetaceae.